Messenger RNA from Fomitopsis serialis, 898 nucleotides. RefSeq lists its product as uncharacterized. The record is from RefSeq and is a predicted model, not a curated record. Bases 29 to 787 code for a protein of 252 amino acids. NCBI's taxonomy places the organism in Eukaryota, Fungi, Basidiomycota, Agaricomycetes, Polyporales, Fomitopsidaceae. The transcript has 7 exons.
GUCAACCAAGUGGAUGUUCGUCAAGUGAAUGUUCUCAAAGUCUCGGGGGACUUCAGCAGUCUCUUUUUUUCUCUAUGCCGUCGUACUGCUCUUGACAAUCUUCUUCGCGGCGGUCUCCUGUGCUUUGCUCCUGUCCCAGGCCGUCAGGACAGACCACCGACGGACAUGGACGCAGAACUUCAAUGCUGUGGUCAUAGGUGCUGCGUAUGUUGCCGUAGCAUUGGUGUCUGUAGUAUACUGCUUGAAGCGCAGGAUAGCGGUUCACAGGCGGUUGCAACGUAUCUCGAAGACCUACCGCACUCUAGGUCGCCCUGAACUCCCUGAGCGCGUACAUCGCUUCAUACAACAAGAAUAUACCCGCGCUUGUCUCAUAACUUACGAGUCACAACCUAAGGAUGGAUCGCAUGAGGGCUGGGGGAACCCAGGCACAAGAUAUGCGGGUGUACGGUUUCGGAGCGCUCUCCUUGAUACCGUACGAGAGACAGACGCGCUUGCACACCUAAUUAUACCACGCCAUCCCGCAUUACGACCACACGCACGCAUGCUGCACCACUUCCGGUUCAUCCUACCCCUUCUCCCGCGAGACGAAGACGGGCUGACGCCAUUGCAUUACUACGACUCCGCAAUCCAGCUUGUGCGGCACGCAUCAAGAGAACCGACGGAAGCCGAGUACGUACUGGGCAUGGAUGCAGCAGCGGAGAUAAAGCGCAUUUUGGACGAAUGCAGACAAGAGAUGCUUGAGGGCUCGAGUUUGCAUCUGAGCGAAGCCACGUCGGCGGAGCUCUGAACUCGCUAAACGGCGUCGCCCAUGUUCUUGAUAACGUCGCACGGGGUCUGCAGCCAAUAAGGUUCUACUCAUGGACCUUCGGUCCUGCGACCGACAAGCAGCACGCACACG